AUGGAAGACAUCGCAGUAUCCCCCUUCAUAGCCUCCCUCCCAAAGGUAGAGCUCCACAUUCACAUCGAAGGCACUCUUCGCCCAAUCCUCCGAUGGACCCUCGCCCAGCGCAACGGAAUCCCCCUCCGCUUUAAGGACAUGGAAUACAAAACAUAUGAUGAGCUCUUGGCCUCCUACAUGGUGACAUAUAACCACCGUCCCGAAAUGGGUGGCAGGAAAGACGUCCCGACAUUUCUAGAGGCCUACUUCUCUGGGUGCGAAGUUCUCCUUCACGAAGAUGAUUUCUACGACCUGGCGAUGGACUAUCUCUCGCGGUGCGCCGAGAUGAAUGUCCGGUAUACGGAACCGUUCUUUGACAUCCAGGCACAUACACGACGGGGGGUAUCGGCUGAGGCCGUACUGAAUGGCUAUCUGCGUGCGCAGAGGGACGGAGCGACCCGGUAUGGUGUUCGGUCUAACUGGAUCUUCUGCUUCUUGCGCGACGAGCCAGUGGAAGAAGGAGAAGAAGCGUACCGCACUGCCCUUCCGUGGUCGACCGCAUGGGGUGGACGAGGACUGUUUCACGCCGUUGGAUUGGCAAGCAACGCGUACGAGCGGCCACCUAUACUAUUCAAAAAUGCGUUUGAUCAGGCCAGGGCAGAUGGACUACAUGUCACGACGCACUGCGAUUUUGGCCAAAAGGAUACACAUGAGCAUGUGCGCCAGGCCAUAUUCGACAUCGGCAUUGAGCGCAUCGAUCACGGCCUGGAUGUUCUCGAUCGCGACGAGCUGGUCCAGGGUCUGGUAGAGAAGGGCAUCGGUCUUACGCUGUGUCCACAUGCGUACCACCGGCGCACGGCUACAGAGGUGCUCUUUCCUAAGCUGAGACAGCUUAUUGACCGGGGCGUCAAGUUCUGCAUUAACAGCGAUGAUCCGGUUUACAUGCAUAAUGUGUGGAUUGAUGGCAACAUGGAGAAGGCAUAUCACUAUGGCGGUCUGUCCAAGGCUGAAAUGGUUCAGCUGGUGAGAAAUGCUGUCGAUAUGUGCUGGGCGGACGACGAGAUAAAGCAGGGUAUAUACACAGAGCUUGAUACAUUUGACAGAGUAUUAUAA
Geosmithia morbida is the source of this 1092-nucleotide messenger RNA. Its product is annotated as adenosine deaminase. NCBI's taxonomy places the organism in Eukaryota, Fungi, Ascomycota, Sordariomycetes, Hypocreales, Bionectriaceae. Bases 1 to 1092 code for a protein of 363 amino acids. Gene Ontology annotation, cellular component: cytosol. Gene Ontology annotation, molecular function: adenine deaminase activity. Gene Ontology annotation, biological process: adenine catabolic process; hypoxanthine salvage. The record is from RefSeq and is a predicted model, not a curated record. The transcript has a single exon.